AUGGAUCUUCCCAGGUUGCCGAGUGAGAUGGGUGACGGUGAGAUUGCCACGGCAAAGGUUCCUGCACAGGCCGUGGUUCUCUGCCUCCUUUCACCCCUUUCUCCCCUCUCCCCCUCGCAUCACUUGCCUCCGCACCCCCUUCUAUCUUGGUUCUCCUGGCUUGUUUCUCUCCAACCCCCGCAUAGAGCUAAGCAAAACCAAUUGACUUUGGGAAUGCCUUUGAUUUCUUCUCCCCUAGUGAGCCAAAUCUGCAGCGUGCGCUCUCUCCCUCUCUCCCUCUCUCAUCUUUCAGGGGCUCCUCUUUGGGAAGAGGAGCCGCCUUGUGAUCUCACCAGCAUCCCGUCCAUUGAACUCCUUCCAUCCUCCCCCAAGUUGGUUCUUUUCAGCCCUCGCUUGCCCUCUUUCUCACAGCCUCCCCACCGUGGUUCCUCUCAACUCCCUCCCUUCCCUUGCUGGCUCUCGGGGCGGUGGGUGGGGCAGGGGGCAAAGCAGCAGUGCAUACCCCCCCAACCCCAACCCACUUGCCCCACAGCCUCUCAAAGCAUGGAAGGUUGA
This is a messenger RNA of Podarcis lilfordi (Lilford's wall lizard), 555 nucleotides long. The record is from the annotation of a GenBank genome assembly. NCBI's taxonomy places the organism in Eukaryota, Metazoa, Chordata, Lepidosauria, Squamata, Lacertidae.